Plasmodium cynomolgi strain B is the source of this 3252-nucleotide messenger RNA. Its product is annotated as serine-repeat antigen. The record is from RefSeq and is a predicted model, not a curated record. The transcript has 4 exons. Gene Ontology annotation, molecular function: cysteine-type endopeptidase activity. Lineage: Eukaryota; Apicomplexa; Aconoidasida; Haemosporida; Plasmodiidae. The coding region runs from base 1 to 3252 and encodes 1083 amino acids. Gene Ontology annotation, cellular component: lysosome.
AUGAGGCUCCCCAUCUUCUUCCUGCUGACUUUAUAUUGGCUCUGCACCGAAGGUGUGGUCAAAUGUGAAUCACAGGAGGGAAGCACAUCGCACACAGGCGAUUCCACAGAUGGGGAUUCCCAAAAGAAUUCAGAGGGAGGUGACGCUCCCUCACCACCCAAUUCAGGAGGAGAGGAAGGUGAAUCACAAGAUAGAAGCCCUGCUCAAGAGGAACCACAAGAUCCACAGGAAUUACCACCUCAACCGGAAUCACCACCUCAACCGGAAUCACCACCUCAACAGGAUGGUGUAACCCACAGUGUUUCACAAGACCAAGCACAUAACCCUGGCACAUCGGAAGUACCCCCUUCAACUGAGUCCAACCUCAUUGAUACAGGCAUUAGUACUAAUGGAAGUCCCCCACUUGCAGCCUCCGCACCAGGGGGUGAUAAUCCCAUACAGGAUGAAGCCCAAGCUUCUUUGAAGCCCAUUCAAGUAAAGUCAGCUCUGUUGAAGGACCAGAAGGGAAUAAAGAUUACCGGACCUUGUGACGCAACCUUUCAGGUUUUCCUCGUACCAUACUUGUACAUCGAUGUCAAUGCUAAAAAUACGGACAUAGAAAUGGACCCCAUGUUCACCAAGGUGGAUGAUAAAAUCAAAUUUGAACAAGACAAAUAUCGCCUGCUCAACAUUUGUGGUGAGGGAAAAACCUUCAAGCUAGUUGUAUUCAUGCACGAGGAUGUUUUGACUAUAAAAUGGAAGGUGUACCCUCCCAAGGGGGUGACAGCAUCGGACAAGACGCUGGACGUGAGAAAGUACAAAAUGAGGGACAUCGGCAGGCCGAUCACCUCCAUACAAGUGUUGGUUACCUCCAAAAAUGACAAAACACUUCUGGUCGAAAGCAAAAAUUACUCAGUGAUGGAAGAGAUACCAGAGAAAUGUGACGCGAUUGCCAACGAUUGCUUCAUGAGCGGUGUAUUGGAUAUCCAAAAGUGUUACCACUGCACACUGCUACUGCAGAAGAAGAAGAACGCUGAGGAAUGCUUCAAAUUUGUGUCCCCCGAAAUUAAAAACCGAUUUGACGAUAUACAAGUGAAGGGAGAAGACGAACAAGAUCCAAACGAAGUAGAACUGGAACAAUCUAUUCAUAACAUUUUGGACAAAAUGUACAAUAAGGUGGAAGGAGGAAAACAUGAGGUUAACCAUUUGGCCAUCUUAGAUGCCACCUUCAAGGAAGAACUGCUAAAGUAUUGUGACCUGAUGAAGGAGAUGGAUAUCAGUGGGGUGCUCGAAAACUACGAGAUGGGUAAUACAGAUGAUGUGUUUGCCCACAUAGCAAACAUGCUAGAGAAGAAUGGUAAUUAUGCCGUCACUUUGUUGCCAAAUAAAAUGAAGAACGUGGCUAUUUGUUUAAAAAAUCCAGACGAGUGGGUGGAUGGCAAAACCGGGCUGUUGCUUCCCAAGUUAGCGUUUCCCCACUUGGUCCAUAAGAACGUGCAGGAUGGCUCCAACUCGGUAGAGACAACUGUAGAUGGAACGCCUGCCUUUAAAGAAGACGAGGAUGGAAUCAUCGAUUUGACAACUCUGGACUGUGUAGAUGUGCACCCCAGUGUGCUCGCGGAUAAGCUACACUGCAACGAUGAGUACUGCGACAGGUGGAAGGAUUCAAGCAGCUGUAUGGCGAAGAUUGAGGCGGGGGACCAGGGAGACUGCGCUACGUCAUGGCUGUUUGCCUCGAAGGUGCACCUGGAAACGAUCAAGUGUGUGAAGGGUUACGAACACGUCCCAAGUUCUGCUCUCUAUGUGGCUAACUGUUCCAGUAAAGAAGCGAAGGACAAGUGUCAAGCUGCGUCGAAUCCGCUAGAGUUUUUGAACACCCUGGAGGAGACCAAAUUUUUGCCAGCCGAGUCGGACCUUCCAUACUCUUACAAAGCGGUGAAUAACGUCUGUCCCGAGCCGAAGAGUCACUGGCAAAACUUAUGGGAAAAUGUGAAGCUCCUAGACAAGCAGUACCAACCCAACUCGGUGAGCACCAAGGGGUACACCGCUUACCAGAGUGACCACUUCAAAGGCAACAUGGAUGCUUUUAUUAAGUUGGUAAAAUCAGAAGUGAUGAACAAAGGAUCCGCAAUCGCGUAUGUGAAGGCACAAGGAGUGAUGAAGUACGACUUGAACGGCUUGGAUGUGCAUAGCUUGUGUGGUGGUGAAAAACCCGAUCUCGCUGUGAACAUAGUAGGCUAUGGCAACUACAUCACCGAGGAGGGACAGAAGAAAUCCUACUGGUUGCUACGAAACAGUUGGGGAAAAUACUGGGGAGAUGAUGGCAACUUCAAGGUCGACAUGCAUGGUCCUCCUGGAUGCCAACAGAACUUCAUCCACACCGCCGCUGUCUUCAACUUGGACAUACCUCUAGCCACACACCCCAUCAACAAGGACCCAGAAAUAAAUGACUACUAUUUGAAGAAUUCGCCUGAUUAUUAUGACAAUUUGUAUUAUAAGAAGUUUCAGGAAAAUGGCGCUACGGGGGGAGUCAGCAAGGAGUGCGUGCAGGGAGCCUCCACUGUGUAUGGACAAGAGGAUGAUCAAAAAGAGAUUACUGAAGAGGAAAGAAAAGUGGCAGAUAGUAAGGAUACCCAACCAACAGGUGAAGUCGCAGCAGGUUCACUCUCUUCAGGAUCAACUCAGACAAGAGCGGACUCAGGACAGGAAGCAGGAACAGAAAUAGGAACUGCUGAUGGAGGAUCAACGCCGGUCGUAAAUCCAAACGAACAAACGGGAGGACUCACCGCAGGCACAGGAGCAUUGCCACAGACACCCGCACCAAACGUAGAAACCGUACUACCCACACCACCCCCACCAAUCGGACCACCCGCAGCUCCCGCAGCACCCGCACCAAACGGACCACACACACCAAGCGAAUCACCCGCACCAACCGUACAAAACGAACCAACCGUACAAACCGCAGAACCCGUACCUGGCGCCCCGACUAACAGCACCUCAGCCACCGUCGAGUCCGAGGUUAAGGAAGUCCUUCAAAUUCUGAAGCAUAUUAAAAACGGCAAGGUAAAGGUAGGGCUAGUCACAUACGACACGGAGAAGCGGAUUGGCGCGGAGAAGGUUUGCUCUAGAGCGUAUGCCGUGGACCAUGAGAAGCAAGAAGAGUGCGUUGAGUUUUGUGAAGCGAACUGGGAUGCAUGCAAAAGUACAGUGUCUCCUGGGUACUGCUUAACGAAGAAGAGAGGAAGUAAUGACUGCUUCUUUUGCUUUGUGUGA